GAGAAGAUGAGCAGCGAGGGGCUGUGGCUUUUCAAGCAGCUGAACCUCCACCUGGAGCAGGAGGGGCGGUUCCAGCCCCGCGAGAAGGGGCUCAGCCUCAUCGAAGGGGCCGCCGAGAAUGAAAACACUCUGUGUCCCAGACAAAGGAAUGGCAAGGUGGAAGAUCUUUGGAGUCUCACCAACUUCUUCGGUUUUGCAACUGAAACAUUUGUUUUGGCUGUUAACAUUCUGGACAGAUUCUUGGCUCUCAUGAAGGUGAAGCCGAAGCAUUUGUCUUGCAUUGGGGUUUGUUGUUUCCAACUGGCUGCCCGAGUGAUUGAAGAAGAAUGCAAUAUUCCAUCUGCUCAUGAGAUCAUUCGGAUCAGCCAAUGUAAAUGCACUGUGUCCGACCUGAAACGGAUGGAAAAGAUAAUUUCAGAAAAGUUGCACUUUGAAUUUAAAGCUACUACUGCCUUAACCUUCUUGCACUUGUACCAUACUAUUGUACUCUGUCAUACCUCAGAACGGAAAGAAGUAUUGAAUCUGGACAAGUUGGAAGCACAGCUAAAAGCUUGCAACUGUCGUCUGGUCUUUUCUAAAGCAAAACCAUCUGUCUUGGCCUUGUGCCUUCUCACUCUGGAAGUUCAGACUUUGAAAUCUGUUGAGCUGUUGGAGAUCCUUCUGCGUGUUCAAAAGCAUUCAAAGAUAAGUGAUAGUGACCUGCUUUACUGGAGGGAACUGGUCUCAAAAUGCUUGGCAGAUUAUUCUUCUCCUGAAUGUUGCAAGCCUGAUCAUAAAAAGCUGGUUUGGAUUGUUUCAAGACGUACAGCCCAGAACCUACAAAACAGUUACUACAGUGUUCCUGAGUUGCCAACAAUACCAGAGGGUGGAUGUUUCAAUGAAAGCGAGAGUGAAGACUCCUGUGAAGAUAUGAGCAGCGGAGAAGAAAGCCUUAGCACUUCUCCUCCAAGUGAUCUGGAAGGCACCUUCUUCUUUGAAAUCAAACCUAAAACAAAGUGGCAAACUCUCAGCUGUCGGUCUUAGCGUUGUCUUGAUUGUAUUAGCUUGAGAUUUUUAAUGCACAAUGGAGUCCUUUUGCAAUAAAAAAAAUGAGGUGGUAAUCUGUAAACUGUAUUAAGGCAAGAAUUGCUGUGUUAUCUCAAUGCUUUGAAUGCCUGCCUUGGGUUUUUUGUUGUUGUGAUUUUAAGGAAGACAAAAAUCCCAAUCGGGUCCCUAGUUCAGCAACAAA
Molecule: messenger RNA, 1228 nt
Organism: Chaetura pelagica (chimney swift)
Lineage: Eukaryota; Metazoa; Chordata; Aves; Apodiformes; Apodidae
Gene: CCNG2
Product: cyclin G2
Exons: 7
Coding region: 7-1023 (338 amino acids)
Biological process (GO): regulation of cyclin-dependent protein serine/threonine kinase activity; mitotic cell cycle phase transition
Cellular component (GO): cyclin-dependent protein kinase holoenzyme complex; nucleus; cytoplasm
Molecular function (GO): cyclin-dependent protein serine/threonine kinase regulator activity
Source: RefSeq, a predicted model, not a curated record